Molecule: messenger RNA, 1149 nt
Organism: Castor canadensis (American beaver)
Lineage: Eukaryota; Metazoa; Chordata; Mammalia; Rodentia; Castoridae
Source: RefSeq, a predicted model, not a curated record
AUGAGCUCCCAAGGAGCAGGAACUGCUGCCCAAGGGCUGAGCGGAAAUGAACUGGGUGUGUGUUGGGAAACUAGGAGAAGCCAGUUCUACAUCCGGCCUAGUAGUUACAAAUGCACAGCUGUAAAAGAAGCACUAAUGAAGGAGUUCCCCCUCCUAAGCAUGUUCAACAUCCAUGAAAACCUUUUAGAAGCCCUCCUGGAACUACAAGCAUAUGCUGAUGUUCAGGCAGUCUUAGCAAAGUAUGAUGAUAUAAGCUUACCAAAGUCAGCAACAAUAUGCUACACAGCUGCCUUGCUCAAAGCAAGAGCUGUCUCUGACAAAUUCUCUCCAGAGGCUGCAUCUCGGCGGGGGCUGAGCACAGCAGAGAUGAAUGCAGUAGAGGCCAUUCAUAGAGCUGUGGAAUUCAAUCCUCAUGUGCCAAAAUACCUACUAGAAAUGAAAAGCUUAAUCCUACCCCCAGAACAUAUCCUGAAGAGAGGAGACAGUGAAGCAAUAGCAUAUGCAUUCUUUCAUCUUGCACACUGGAAGCUAGAAGGGGCUUUGAAUCUUUUGCAUUGUACAUGGGAAGGCACUUUUCGAAUGAUCCCCUAUCCCUUGGAAAAGGGGCACCUGUUUUAUCCGUACCCAAUCUGUACAGAAACAGCAGACCGAGAGCUGCUUCCCUCUUUCCAUGAAGUCUCAGUUUACCCAAAAAAGGAGCUCCCCUUUUUUAUCCUCUUUACUGCUGGACUGUGUUCCUUCACAGCUAUGCUGGCCCUCCUGACACAUCAGUUCCCGGAACUUAUGGGGGUCUUCGCAAAAGCCUUCCUCAGCACUUUGUUUGCCCCCUUGAACUUUGUCAUGGAGAAAGUAGAAAGCAUCCUGCCAUCCAGUCUGUGGCAUCAGCUGACACGGAUCUGAGCAGGGGAGCUGCUGUCCUUCACUCUCCUCGCCCAGCUGGCUGCCACCUUCUUUUAUGUGCCAACCCAUCAUGGACUGCAAGAAAGCAUGACUUUGAAAAAAGGGAAGCCAUUCCGAGAUUUUAAAGUGUUCUUGAACUGUCUGUUCCACAUUAAAAGCUGUUUUUGUUGUACAAAUUCAUUGAUGUUCAGUCUAUUUUAUUUUGCCUCAAAACAAGAAGAAAAAAGUAAAAAAUAAAAUUUUGUGUAU